Tetrapisispora phaffii CBS 4417 is the source of this 1143-nucleotide messenger RNA. It is a transcript of the gene PFA4, whose product is annotated as palmitoyltransferase PFA4. Gene Ontology annotation, cellular component: endoplasmic reticulum membrane. The transcript has a single exon. Gene Ontology annotation, molecular function: protein-cysteine S-palmitoyltransferase activity. Lineage: Eukaryota; Fungi; Ascomycota; Saccharomycetes; Saccharomycetales; Saccharomycetaceae. The record is from RefSeq and is a predicted model, not a curated record. Bases 1 to 1143 code for a protein of 380 amino acids.
AUGCCGGUAAAAUUUAAGUGGCCAUGGAUGGGUAUUGCAAUCCCUUGUGUUUUAAUAUCAUUUAUUGGCUACCUAUCACAUUACUAUAUUCUAAGACAGCAUCUAUCAUUGAUUAAACAAUGCUAUUUCGAAUUUUCACUCACUAUGAUUUGGGUCUCAUAUUACAUGGCUAUCAUUAUUAAUCCAGGUAAACCAGGUAAGAAUUUCAAACCGUUACCUCAUGAAUGGAGGAAUUUUUGUAAGAAAUGUAACAACUACAAGCCAGAGCGUUCUCACCAUUGUAAAACUUGUAAUCAAUGCGUGUUGAUGAUGGAUCACCAUUGUCCCUGGACAAUGAAUUGUAUUGGCUUUAAUAAUUUCCCACAUUUUAUGAGAUUUUUAUUAUGGAUUAUGGCCACAACAGGCUUCCUUUUGUUCUAUCAAAUUAAAAGAAUCAUAUAUAUGUGGAAUAAUAGGAACUUACCAUCUUAUCUUUUCGAAAGAUCAGAAGUCAUUGCGUUAUUCGUAUGCACACCAUUAAACUUAUUUAUUUUACUAACAAUUACAUUACUAUUCUGCAGAUGUUUAUUUAAUCAAAUAAUAAAUGGUAAGACACAGAUUGAAGAUUGGGAAAUGGAUAGGUUAGAAAAUAGGUUUUAUUUAAAAAAAUUAUUGCCUCAAUUAAUACUAAAUCUGUGGGAACUUUAUCCUGAGUUAAAAUCUGCGAAACACGAUGAGGAAGCUGAAAGACUGAUAGAAAAGAAAGGAAUACGAUACGAUAGUAUCGUGAACUUUCCAUAUGAUUUAGGUAUUUUUAAAAACAUUACAGCACUUGUUGGUCAGCCUUUAUACUGGCUGUGGCCUUUUGGAGGACCAUCUGGAAAUGGUAUGAACUUCGAAAAAAAUGAAAUCGCACUUUUUGAUCCUGAUUCCUCACUACCAGUAUUUACUUUGGCCUUGCCAUGGCCACCUGAUAAAGGACGUCACAAUAAUAGCAAAACUUUAAAUACUGAUUCAAAUGUUGAAUUUAUAACAACAGAUGGGGAACAAGUGGUAAGAAAUAGAACACAUGCCAAAAAUCCAAUUUUAAGUAGAGAAGAAUGGUUUAAUGAAUGGGGAGAAAACUUGGAGGAUUUUGGCGUUGAUGUAGAAAUGGAAAACUAG